Messenger RNA from Xiphophorus hellerii (green swordtail), 7341 nucleotides. It is a transcript of the gene cadm1a, whose product is annotated as cell adhesion molecule 1a. The transcript is spliced from 12 exons. Gene Ontology annotation, molecular function: signaling receptor binding. Gene Ontology annotation, biological process: cell recognition; susceptibility to natural killer cell mediated cytotoxicity; detection of stimulus. Bases 219 to 1550 code for a protein of 443 amino acids. The record is from RefSeq and is a predicted model, not a curated record. NCBI's taxonomy places the organism in Eukaryota, Metazoa, Chordata, Actinopteri, Cyprinodontiformes, Poeciliidae. Gene Ontology annotation, cellular component: synapse; neuron projection; plasma membrane.
CUCACUCCCCCCAUGUAGCUAGCAAAGGCUUAAAUGUAAAUAUUUCCCCUCAGAUUAAUUUCAGAACUGUACGCAUUAUAUAAGCGCGUCCAUGUCAAGCAGCUGGGAGCAGGAGGCUGUGUGGAAGCUAGAACCUCCCUCCUCGUCCGCAUCUCAUUAAGCGAGUCCCGCUGUAGGUGAAGCUGCCUCGCGCUGCCAUUCUGAAGCAGGUGUCCAACAUGGCGAACGCUCGCAGCGGCUCUCUGGCGACUAUUCUCUUUCUCUUCGCGUUUCCAGCGGCUCUUCACAAAGGAGCUGCACAGGAACCAGUGGUGAGUCAGAACCUGGUGACGGACGACGUGGCUGUGGUGGAGGGAGAGACGGCGAUCAUCAGCUGCAGGGUGAAGAACAACGAUGACUCCGUUAUCCAGCUGCUCAACCCCAACAGACAGACCAUUUACUUCAGAGACAUGAGACCUCUGAAAGACGCGCGCUUUCAGCUGGUGAACUUCUCAGACAACGAGCUGCGGGUGUCGCUGUCUAACGUCUCGCUGUCAGACGAGGGUCGAUAUGUUUGCCAGCUCUACACAGACCCCCCGCAGGAAGCCUACGCCGACAUCACAGUGCUAAUUCCUCCCGGUAACCCCGUCAUUGAGGCCAAGGAUGAGGUGCUGAGCGAGGGCAACGAGACGGAGAUGACCUGCACCGCCAUGAGCAGCAAGCCUGCAGCCACCAUCAGAUGGAUGAAGGGAGAUAAGGAGCUGAAAGGCAAACCCAAAGUGGAGCUGAGCUACGAUAAGAUGUACACCGUGACGAGCCGGGUGACGUUCGCCGUCAGUAAGGAGGACGACGGCGUCCCGGUCAUCUGCAUCGUGGACCAUCCCGCGGUCAAGGACUUCCUGGCGCGCAAAUUCCUGGAGGUGCAAUACAAACCAGAGGUGAAGAUCGUGGUGGAAUUUCCUCAGGGUUUGACAAGAGAAGGAGAAAACCUGGAGCUGACGUGUCAAGCCAAAGGCAAACCCCAGCCGCAGCGGGUCAACUGGCUGAAGGUGGAUGACGACGUCCCGUCCCACGCGGUCAUCACCGGCGGCGAUCUCUACAUCGAGAACCUGAACAAGUCGUACAACGGGACGUACCGGUGUGUGGCUUCCAACCAGCUGGGCGAGUCCUUCGACGACUACGUCCUCUAUGUCUACGAUGCUCCCACCACCACCCCUAAACCCACCACAGCCACCAUCACUACCACCUCCACCAUCACCACCUCCACCCCGAACCCUGCAGCCAGUCAAGACACUGUGCCCAGCGCUGAACCUGCAGCUCAUGACUCUCGAGCUGGAGAAGGAGCACCGAGGACGGUGGACCACGCCGUCAUCGGAGGAGUGGUGGCCGUGGUCGUCUUCGCCAUGCUCUGCCUGCUCAUCGUCUUGGGACGCUACUUUGCAAGACACAAAGGUACCUACUUCACGCACGAAGCCAAAGGUGCAGACGACGCGGCGGACGCAGACACAGCCAUCAUCAAUGCAGAGGGCGGCCACACCAACUCGGACGAAAAGAAGGAGUAUUACAUCUAACCCGAACUGGGGGGAACCCCGCCCUCGCUCGGGUGUCGUCGCCGGCACGCCGAGCCUCUUUCCCGGGGAUGGGGCUGGGGGGGUUUUUGACGGAUUCGGAUCGCUUUUUGGGGAAAGGGAAGGAGGAGGGAUUUUGAAGGAAAAGCCUGGUUUUACGCCGUCGUUUAGUCUAGUCUGCAGAUGUAGAUGGAAUGUUAUUUGUGUUUAAGAUAAAAAAGACAAAAUAUUAAAAAAAGAUAAAAGCGAGUCGGGGGGUGGGGAUGGGGUGGGAGUGGGUGGGGGCGCCAGAUGUUGCCAGAAAUCACUGUAGAGAGCUUCACCAUUUAACACCUCCCUAACUGCUGGUACGAAGUUUUAUCUUUUAGUUCCACCAUUUGCAGAAAAUUCUGUGCCUUGUUCUGAAUUUUUUUGUUCUCUCCACACUCUACACUCGUGCUGAUCGUCAUUUGCAUAACCUCGUUGCUCUUUUUUUCCCCGUUUUCAUCUUUUCUCCCCCCCUCAACACUUGUUAUUAUCAGCGUGCUGUCGGCUUUUGUAUGAGGGUAAAAUUACACAGCCACUUUAUUCAUUUCUCUAAAUGUGUCUGCACACGCGCGCUCUACUCCUCUCCUGCAUAACAAACACUCUUUCAAGUAUACUGUGAUUUGUCUCAAGCCAUUUCCUCUCUCUUUUUCCUCUGAGGUUCUGAAGACGUAAUGCAUGGAGUGCUUUGUGUGUCACUGUACGGACAGCCUAAACCAGACGCGGGUUUGUUUUUAUUAAACUCCCCCACCAACAACACCUUAAAGUACAGGCAGAAGCAAGCAUGCAAAAGUUUAUGGGUCAUUUUGCCUCUUCUCCUAAUUUCUGUCACAUCUGGAAACAAACAAAUUCAUACAUUUGUACAUAAACUAAUUGAAUCUCAUGCAAACUUUAAUUUAUUUGUAUAUAACUGUCUAUUAAACCAUCAUUUAUUUAUUUUUAUCCUACAAUUGAUUCUGACCCUUAAUUAAAUCAAAAUAACAUUAAGUGAGAUUGUAGAUCUUAACCACAGACUUACUGUGUUUUCCCACCUGAUGGUCUGGUCGACUCGGUUCGAUUGGGAAUAAAAGUUGCAACAUUUGUUACACUUUCAAAUUGGCUUUGAGUCAAACCAACCAAACCUUUUGAGCACCUUGUUCUCCUCCUUACCUGCGGGGGCGCUGCACCAAGAACCACAUGAAAACGACACUGUGCGUGAAUCCUUCUUCAUCAGAUAGUAUAAAAAUGGAGUGUCGUCGGAUUUUAGCGGUCGGAGGAUUUGUGUAGUUUAUCUUUGGGUAAAAACCACGAGCCAUUUCUUUCGCUUAGGCUAACAUGUUUGUUUUGGUUGUAUUUACCCAGAAUGCCCUGCGCUGUAGUCCGCUUCCUCCUUCUGGAGCGGUCUCUGGUCCGCUUGGUGUUCACAUGUAGUACCAAACCAGAGUUCACUUUUCUGACAAAAUGGUGACGGGGCAAAAUGACCAGAACGUUUGCAAAAAUAAACACCGACAGAUUUUGACCGAUCUUGACUUACUUUCUGAAUUGCAUCCCUAAUUUUCUUCCAUGUUGCUUAAUUAAAACUUCCUCCUUUUUCUUAUGAUUAAAAUGCCUGUACAUACCAGCGUUUCAGUUUGUUUGCAUUUUCUCUCAAUCGAAAGUAUUAUUUCUCUUCCAAGUGGAGAAAAUAAGAAAUAAAGUAUCCUAUGCUCGUGUUGUGUAGUUAACGCAGUAGAAAUAACCGCCUUAACCAGCUUUAAACUGAAACAUCUGUAAGUUUGAACUUCAUUUGAGCUCCAGCGGGCGUUGGUCGGUGGGUUCAUUUAUUCUCAUAAACACUGGAUGUAGAUGAAGCCAGAGGAAUCACAAAUCCUUUCUACAGCCUCCCACAGUAACGCCCGAACGCCUUGGUUCUCAUCUUAAGUUCUGACAAACGGAGAGGAAACCGAACGGCUCUGAGGGUCACACCACUCGGGUUCUGCUUUCACCCGCCCGCUUUUUGAAUGCUUCGAUAUUUCACACGUCUUUUGCAUGUCUGUGUCCGCGCCAGGAUCGCUUCGGCUCCGCUUCAGCACCACCUGCCAGAACCGAACCGGAGUCGGUUUGGAGUUAUGCCAAAAGUUAUUGUUUGCCUGUAAAAUAACUUCCUUCACAUUUUCUGCUCCGUGCCGUUAAUCCGUUGUUUGCAUCAGCUUGUCAACAAUGCAGGGCGCCUGGUGGUUCUGUUGUGGUUCUUAUGAGUUCACACGGCAAGCAACACGUUUAAUGAGUCCAGGACAGAUGUGGGUGGACGUGGGUGGAGGUAGCGGCUGGAGCGCGCUUCUUCCAGUGGGAAUAUUUAGCGGUUUCCACUCCUCGUGUCACAUAAAGAUUGUAUGCCAUCAUCUGCAUCACUGUCAUUUUAAUUCUGGGUGUUUUUCCAGGGCAAAAUGACUAAAUGUACAAGUUAGAACAGGUCUGUGGGCAUUAAAAACUAUUUCAUCACAUUUUUUUUUUUUUGCAAAAAAAUCAUUGUUAGGUAAUGGGAUUUUAGUCUCCUCAGUCGGCCUCUGUCACUUUAAAUUAAGCUGCUGCUGACCACGCCCCCCAACUCAAUGUUUACAGUCGCAGCUGAAAAUGGCUGCAAACAGAGGAGCAAUUAUACAACUAUACUUCUUUGAAAAGCAUUAGUAGAGCCUCCUGCAUAACCAACAAGAACACAGCAAAUGGUUUCUGGAUGGUAAGUCAACAACAAAACACUUCUGUUCUUAUACAGCAGUAAAACCAGCUGACCAAACAUUCUGGAGCUCAGUUUUGGGUUGCUAGGUAACGGGCUGAGUUCCGCUGUGGUUGCUAGGUAACAGGGCGGUGCCUGCUGAUUGGUGACAUUACAUUCUGGAGAUUUUCGAAACAGCUAAUUUUCCAGACACCAAACAACAUGAGCGUAUCGCCUAAAACAGCUGAGUGGUUUUGUUUUAAGUGCUUGGGCUGUUGUUGUUAGAAGCUGUAGAAACCCAAGUGGAAAUGCAAAAACGUGCAAAAUAUGAUUUUUGCAUAAUGCGGCCCCAUCUGCAUUUAUCUAAUGCAGAUGUCAAAAUCAUGAAUAUAUGCUCAAAUAUUUAAAAUCAUGUGAAAACAAUGAAUUAAUCCCACUAAAUAUCUUGGGCUUUUAUGAAUCCCAAGACAAAUUAGCUCCUGUCGUCAUCAUUUUAGGAAAAUGCUCAAAAUUUUGGAAAUUUUAUCUUUUUUUUAGGAUUUUCCCUCGGUAAGCUAAAGGUUUUUCAUAUAGCAUCAUAGGCAUUAAGACCUAACCUGACAAAAUGUUAGAGGUAGUGAUAUGACUUUUAGUGAGCAUAAGAAUGUUUUAGGCAGAGAAGAUGGCAGAAAGGAGAAAUAUUCUUUGUGAAAUGGAGAGAUCUCUGCCAGCAGCAGGCUCUGCUCCGACUGUUUGGUUUUUCCAUUACUUCCCUAUUUUGUGGUAAUUUCUUCACAUUAAAACAAGUUUAAACAAACAGCCAAUCACAGUGAACUGCUGGCAGCUGAGCACCCACAUGCAAUAAAUUCAAACACUCCCUUCCUGUUUUUAUUUUAGAAGUAGUGAAGUGGUGUCACUUGACUGUAGAAGAAGAAAAUUUCAAAUAAUCUACAGCUGAAAAUCUCUAAAACUGACUAAAUCCCUUAAUCGCCUCUAUAUAAAGUUGGCAGCUCAGACAAUUUGUUCUGAUUGACUUUUUGUCAGACCGUCGGACUCACAGUUAGUCUGAUAAUCACUGAUAUAAUUAAUGAAAUACAGUUUUAAUCAGAACUAACUAUUCAACCCUCUUAGCUCAAAAGACGUUACAGUGAAGUGGAGAAAAGAUGACAAUAAACAACAAAAUAUACAAGAAAAAUGUUAAUGCAUCACCCAGAUCAGCCAUAAAAUUAGCAUUUAAGCUAGCAUGAGCAUUUUAGCUACGUUUAUCUUUUUGCAAACCGAAUAGGGGAUGCUACUGUAGGCCAAUAUUUCAGUGAUAGCCCUCAUGCUAACAUCAGCAAUUUAGUUAAAAUGAUCAUUUGAUCUAUUUAUGAUAAACCCAACACACUGAAUGGAGUGAGUUCAUGUUAGUCAACAUGCGAGGUUUAGCCCAUUUGCUUUUAAUAACAUUUACACAGCUAACAUUAGCUUUUCAGCUAGUUUUGACCUACCACCUCUGUCUUCUGCUGACUUUAUUUAUUAUAUUUUUUUCAGUUCAUCAGUAUAAAUACAUAUCAGUCAAAAUCGCUGAACGUUUUGGACUGAAAACUGCUUUUCGAGUUCCUGUUUGGGGAACUGAGUGUUGCUUGCGGUGUGUCCUCAUAUCUACCACUAGUUGUGACUUUUACGCAUUUCAUUGUAUUUUAUAAAUGUGAAUCACAUCAGCUGUGCGAUAGCUUUAAAAUAUCAUCGUCAUGCAUGAAGACAGCAUUCAGGCUUUUUAUGUUGGGGAUUUGAAGCUGAGGUUUGUCUCAAAGGAACGGAUUGAAAUGCAUUCUUUAACCUUUCCCCGUCUGCGCUAAUGAAAUGUUCGCAGCCCUAGAAAAGAACAGUUGGGUUAGCUGCAGCCGGGAGUUUCAUUUUUUUGGCUUUUUCACCGGACGUGUACAUAUUAGUUACACACAUUUCGUGUGCUCGAUUUAAUAAGUCACAUAUAAAUCACCACUCUGUUCACUCUGUAUGCUGACGACACUGUUUUGUGUUUGUGUAAACUGGAUGGGUGGGGGUAGGGCAACGGGGGCUGAUUAGGUUAGAUGUUUCACGGUCUGGUGUCUGAAUAAAAUAAAAAAAGACAAAUAUCUGACUGGUUAUUGUUGCUUUAUGGAUCACAGAGCAGAUACCACUUCAUCUGUUAGGCUGCAACUUUGUGAUUUGUAUUCUACAGUGAGCACUGUUUUUGCUUCCAUGACCAAUGGCAGCUUCCACUUAGAUCCAGUUUUAAGACAUAAAGUCGUCAAUACAGGAACUGACGGGGAUGUUGCUUCUUCCUUAAGGCCGAUUUGUUGAUUUUGACUUUUUUGUACUCCUAAAAACAUGAAAGAUACCAUUUGUGUGUGUCGAAUUAAUCAGAGAUUGGAGUAAAUGACACAUAAGGUUUUGACUUAUUUUUCUGGAUAUUCCCUGUAAAUUAAAAGAAAAAGAAAUAAAGAACGCACAUAUGUUGUAACUGAGGUAGUUUCCUGCACAUUGGAUCCCUUUGAUAAUGUCCCGUCUCAGGUUCGUGUGUUGCUGACCGAUGUGACUGCAUCUCAGGUAGAAUGCAAAGUUUAGGCCCCACCUGUCGACAACAUAAAGGCAUGUACAAAUGCGUUCAUCAAGUCCGGAAGUGCAAACACAUUCUUUUUAGGUCCAGAACUGGUGAGAUGUUCUGCAUAUACAAUAUGUUGUACAUGUUUUAUGUAUUUUUUCUUAAUAUUUGGUGCACUGUUUAAAAAAAAAAAAGAAAAAAAAAGUGUUAAGUAUUGCUUUUCUUUGACAUAUCAUACGUUUAUUGGAAUGAAGCAGGAUCAGAAACGUGUCGUGGCUGUACUACUGUCACUUUGAACGCUCCACCGCCUUUUCAAACUCCUUUGAUUCCCCAAGAAAAAAGAAAAUGAUUUGAUUGUUCCACCCGGUUCUUGUUUUCAGAUUGUUCUUUUUGUCUCUCUGCUGUACUUGAGAAAAAUGUAAUGUGUAUUAAUGGAGAACAGGAGUUCCACAUUCCCAUACACAUUUUGUAUUGGUUCAUAAAUAGACAUUUUUACAAAACAAUGAAGAGUUCUUGUCUUAAUAAAAGAGAAAAGAUAUUAAUGUCCAAAAUAA